GGCGAGUUAUAAAGCCAAUAAAAAGGUUUUACAUGUAAUAUGUGUUCCGUAAAGUGUAUUUUGGUAUACGUUUGUGGCGAUUUUGUUUAGUUUGUGGGGAAUCAAAUGUAAUACUUUACACAGCGCAUUUAACUCUGAUUGGUCAAUAUUUCAGAUAGUGCACUUAUCAGCCAAGAAAAUGCAAAUGUGCUGAGACAGAGGUAGUAAACAAAACACAAGGAAGGGGCCAAGCGUCAGCUGCAUCUCAGCUGAUCGGAAGUGGAGCGCGCAACCCCAAACCAUUGAGGCUAACUUAGCUAGCGAGUGAGGGAGAAAUGGCUGAUACCAUAGCUGAUACAAGGAGGCUAUUCUCCAAGCCUCAGAACUUGAAUGACGCGUAUGGACCACCUAGUAACUUUCUAGAGAUAGACGUGAGCAACCCGGAGACGGUCGGUGUCGGCAGGACCAGGUUUACCACGUAUGAAAUCAGACUAAAGACCAACUUGCCCAUCUUCAAGUUGAAGGAAUCUCGUGUGCGGAGACGGUACAGCGACUUUCAGUGGCUCAGAGGGGAGCUAGAGAGAGACAGCAAGGUGGUGGUACCCCCUCUCCCAGGGAAGGCUCUUUCCAGACAGCUGCCGUUCCGAGGGGACGAUGGGAUAUUUGACGAUUCUUUCAUCGAGGAGCGUAGAGCUGGGCUGGAGCAGUUCCUCAACAAAGUGGCUGGUCACCCCUUGGCCCAGAACGAGCGCUGUCUGCACAUGUUUCUGCAGGACGAGUCUGUGGACAAGACCUAUACCCCCUCCAAAAUACGACAAGCCUAAGAGAAGCGGGCCACCACGCGGCCCAGCCCCGGUCUAUACACGGCCAGGCCCCGCUCCACAACCCAAAGCUCUCUGCUCUGCUCUGAUCAAAAACAUUUGUAUAAUCGUCAUUCUUCUUUUGUUUGCAAUCACUUUCUUUCUUUGUCUUUUAUCUCUGUGUUGAUUAGUGAUCUCAUGUAGUGCUCGUUUUCAACUCUCGAUUGGAUCAAACUAGGAAAUGGUCUACAUGUAAAAACUGUGGUUGAAAAUAAUAUAUCAUUGUUUUUGCUGUCUCAAUGCCACUACCUUGAGUAUUUUACAGUAUGUUAUCUAUAUUUAUCAGUGAGGUAUGUCUUGGAUAUUCAUUUUUAAAGAAAUAUAAAAAAUACCUUUCCAUGUAUGCAAACCUCAUGUUAUAACCCCAUACAUUACACAGUGUUGUUUUUACUCAAUGUCCAAUUGGAAUGAUUGUCCUUGGCACACUUUGUCCCUGACUCUGAAAAUCACCCUUUGUGGACGGUCCAUCACUACCAUGAGCUGAAGCAUGUGUGUGUCUGUGUACUACCAGCCAGCGCUUCCACUGUUCGUUAGCCUGUAAAUUAUUUUAUAAUGAGAAAAAAUGCACCAGAGGGGAACCCCACAGCAUUUCUACCAACUGACCAUGUGUUUAUGAAAUGUGUAUACUGCUGUGCCAUUUUGUUAUUUUGAACAUUUUCCAAUAAAAUAGGUCAAACGCA
Molecule: messenger RNA, 1519 nt
Organism: Oncorhynchus masou masou (cherry salmon)
Lineage: Eukaryota; Metazoa; Chordata; Actinopteri; Salmoniformes; Salmonidae
Product: sorting nexin-3-like
Exons: 4
Coding region: 315-803 (162 amino acids)
Biological process (GO): late endosome to Golgi transport; endocytic recycling
Cellular component (GO): early endosome membrane; retromer complex
Molecular function (GO): phosphatidylinositol-3-phosphate binding
Source: RefSeq, a predicted model, not a curated record